AUGGCCGAGCAGCCUAAUCAAUACAUCUAUAGUUUUCCUCUAGGUCGUCCUACAGGACAAGAUAUGCUUCCCUCUCCCCCAGGCACUGAUCCUGAUGGCUGGGGAACUAGAAUAUAUGGAGGAUUAGAGAACAGUCUUGGCUCAGGAGAUGGAACAGGGGAGGAUGAUGAUGAUGACAGAUUAGCCAAGAGACAGAAGAAAAGAGGCAUCUUUCCCAAGUCAGCUACCAAUAUCAUGAGGGCGUGGCUAUUCCAGCAUCUCACACAUCCGUACCCUUCAGAGGAACAGAAGAAACAGCUUGCUCAAGAUACAGGUCUCACCAUCCUCCAAGUCAAUAACUGGUUUAUCAAUGCGAGGAGACGGAUAGUACAGCCCAUGAUUGACCAGUCAAAUCGAGCAGUUCCAGGGAUGUCCGGUGGCAUGGCAUACAGUCCUGAUGGUCAACCUAUGGGUGGAUUCAUGAUGGACGGUCAACCAGGACCUCCCAUGCACCAUCACCUUCGACCUCCGGGGUCAAACGAUUGUGACCCCAGGCAUCUUUACUGAGUAGAUGUAGAUAGAGAUAGAUAGUGCACACGCCUCAUAGCUAUGAGUCAAAAACAAGCAGCUCUCUUUGAUUGGACGCAGAGGGUCGUCAUGUGAUUUGGAUGGCCUUCACUGAUUGGCUGAGCUGCACUUCAUUUCAACUCUACCUCUCUUCUGCAUAUCCCCCACCCCUCUACUUCUAUACAGUGAUGAUCCAGUCUUGAUAUAUUCUGGACUUCUUCUAGACUGCAAUUGCAACGCAUCACCCUUCAUCACCCCGUCUUUGUCCUCGACAAGGAAAAUGGACGUCGUCUUGAUGACAUGGUCAAAGGCACUCUCGGUAUUCCAGAGGACACCCCCUUUCUCGAUUAUGGUGGAAUCGCAGAUCAACCUGCAACCAUCCACUCUGGACCUCAAGGCCACGUCUCAUCAGGAAUUAAGAACCAUCCAUUGUUGAAGAUGGCGCUGACAAUCUUUUGUGCUAAGACUUGGACUCACAAUCGAUGAGCAAGAGCCAUGAAAGAUGUCAUCUGCGGUUGUGACAGAUCUUCCUUGAUCAGAAGACCAUUGGCAUAUCAUAGAGUAAUCCAUGUCAAGGACAUGCUGGUGAUGGUCUUUCUGUUGAGGUAUCUCUCUGAUGUGGAUGUAGAGCAGAAGAGUCCUAAGAAGCAAUCCACUGUUUCUUUCUGAAUCAGAUCAUCCCGUGGUUCAAAGGGAAGUCUGGUAUGGACCGAGAAACCCUGUGCAGAACACGGCCUCUUAAAGACAAACAGCUUCUCUCAAACUCCUCACUGGUUCUAACGCUCCCUCUUCUAUCCACCAACCUCGUCUUGAAGACAUUGGCAUAAUAUUUCAAGUUUCUGUUUUCAGCAGCGUGAGAUACUCACUACUUGACUGUUGUGUAUGUGUACCAGUAUUUGUGUGACAGUUUAGCAUUAGAGAAGUAAAUUAUCAGAAAAUUACAAGAGAAACCGAUAACCCUAGACGAGAUAACGGAGCUUGAUCUGCACCCUGAAACUCCAGUUGUAUUGUACAUAGAUAAAUUAGACUGGAGAGAGAUUCAAUUUGAACUCCAAAAACGUAAUCAUUGAUUAGCCGAUAAAGUAUGGAAGAAAGGUUUUAAAAAUGAAAUCACUGUGCCAAAUACUUGUGGAAUGCAAACAAAUACCAAAAUUAUAUAUUUGUGAAAUCUGUGAAUUAGUAUCAAAAUCUCUAACCAGAGAUUACUGGGAGAAACAUAGAUCAUACUGCCACUAGUUAUAUUAUAAAUAGAGUCGUUGUAUAGAGCAAACCUGGACACACCGUUGUGAUAAAAAGUUAGUUCCUUGGUAGAUUUCAUAGAAGUAUUUUGUCAUCGUUUGUCUUGAAGUGUCUUGAAAUGAUCAACGCCCAAUUUUUUAUUUUCUUGUGUUGUUCCUUCGUGUAUUUUCAAGAAACCGUUGAUUUUUCUUAUGAUGUGCUGCAUCUGUCUGCUUCGAUUGUGUUUUAAAGUGCCAGCUACAGGUCAAGUCUUUUGACGUUGAAUUCAUGGACAAAAUACAAGAAAAGGCUCUCAAGAGUGGAAUAGAGAUGUUUCAUGUUCCUUUAGAGCAGUAGGCAUUCUUGUGAAACCUGAAAUGAAUACCAGAUACUCUUUGCUUGUUAUGAUAUGUCAUAACGGUGACCGAAUUCUCUUUAAAAACGGCAGUUCUAUCAAAAUCAAAAUGAUUGGUAUACUUCUCACUUCACAAGUAGUUGAUAAUGUAAUUUGUUAAUUCUUGAUGGGAUGAAGGUUAUUUGAUAUUUAGUAUUGGGUUUUGAUCCUCCUUUUUACCCCCAAGUUGUAAAAGUUUUCUUUAAGUGGCCAGUGAUAUUAUCAGACAGGUCUCCCGUUCUCUUUUGUUUGUUUACUUUUUCUUCCGAUUUACCUCUUCAUUUUUCCAUGAGGCUUAGACUGAUUUAUGGCAGGGGAAAAACACUUCCCGUUCCUAAAAUGAUGGAUGAUGAAUGUCCCUUUCAUAUUCAUGCAUUUUGUUUAAAAACAAAGGCUGAAACUUAAAACACUCAGAGUUA
Strongylocentrotus purpuratus (purple sea urchin) is the source of this 2577-nucleotide messenger RNA. RefSeq names its product homeobox protein Meis1-like. The coding region runs from base 1 to 546 and encodes 181 amino acids. NCBI's taxonomy places the organism in Eukaryota, Metazoa, Echinodermata, Echinoidea, Camarodonta, Strongylocentrotidae. The transcript has 6 exons. The record is from RefSeq and is a predicted model, not a curated record. Gene Ontology annotation, molecular function: DNA-binding transcription activator activity, RNA polymerase II-specific; RNA polymerase II cis-regulatory region sequence-specific DNA binding. Gene Ontology annotation, biological process: eye development; brain development; embryonic pattern specification.